CCAUCGGAGACACGUGUAUGACUGGGAUUUCACAGACCUUAAUCAAUCUGAGAAACAGCAUAUUAUUGAUGAACUUCUCCUCAUGAUCAAAGUUGUCGGUAACAUAGGGACGCCUGUCCAGUACGUGUAUGACAGUAAGUAUACAGGAAUGGAGGGGGAGACUAAGGAUCGGAGACUGGUUCAGGCCUUGUUACAGUGCGCUUACAAUACAGGACUUCCCCACAAGGUUUCAAAGACAGCCAUAUUGGCACUUCACAACAUGACCUUCACCCCUGAGAUGAAAGAUACACUCGUUUCUAUUCUUAUUGAUGUGAAUCGACCUCCCUCAUUGCGCACCACAAUAUUUGCUCGGCUGGCGAUGCAGCCCAACCCCGACCUUGUCGCAGAAAUUCUCGAACUGAUUAACACAGAGAAAAUGGGUUAUAUGAAGAACUAUAUGAUAACUUAUGUCAAGAGCCUACUACAGAACGACCAACCAGACCUUCAAGGGUUACGCAGUAUAUGGAAAGAGUUGAUUGACGCAAGAAAAUUUCCUUAUGUAAGUCACGCGUUCGGGUGGACCAAAUAUGUCGAGAUGUCUCGUUACAUAAGGUUUCCCUUCAGGAUGGAAUAUUUCGGUUUUCAAAUAGAACUUGACACUGUUUACAACAUCGCCAGUCCUGUUGUCAAUGCAGUUGUUCUUCGAAUCAGUUACUUCAAAGGUCAGAAGUUUGAGCUCCUGGAGUUAGCUGCAGAUAUAGAUGAAUUCCAUGUCAUUGUGGAUGCUAUCAAGAUAUUUUCUUUACCAAGAAGUCAAGGAAACACGGAUUCAACACGGGACGGAACGGUGUUCGCUACCUUACAGAAGAACAUAGCUGCAGCUAUUUUAGGAUUGUUUGAUAAAAUGAAUCUUUCACAAACGAAAGUCCCCGACGGCUUAAUUCAUGUCAAGGUGCUAGGUAAAGAGUUAUUUUUCUUGGAAGUACGGGAUUUGUUGACGAUCAUAUCGCAAAGUCGUUCAAAGCAGUCCUUCCAAAACGUUGCUGUGGGAUAUAUACAUGAACUGUUGCAGCAGCUACCAAUGAAACGGGCCAGUUCUACAUCAAUGAUGGAUAUGGUGAAGAUACUACCCACAGUAGCUGGUUUUCCUAUGAACAUGAGUGUUUCCACAACAAUGAGUAUGGGACUGGAUUUCGAUGCCAGAUUGACUAUGCCAGAUAUUCUUAACUUGAACGCUGAUGUCCAGCUGGAUGCAUCCCUUAAAACACAUGCUUCUGUACAAUUGAAUGGAGAACUAACCACGAGGUUUGGUCAGCACAGUCUUUCUGGUGCAAGAGCCAGUUUUAGGGGACUAGUACAGAUGUCAGUAGCUCCGUCUUUACGCUUCAAUACUCGGCCUAAUCCUCCGAGGGAGUUGGAUAUCUCUAUAAGUCAAACCACCACUGACUCAAAUUACACUAUAGCAAGUCUGAGCGGCCAUUUGUACUUGGUGAACCAAUCCGGAGAGAUAGAGGUAGAGGCAGACCCUGAAUUCCAGACCACGGUACAGGACUGUGACAGAGGAAUACUGUCUACUCUCACGGGCAACCAAGUGUGCUUCACCAGUGUAUUUCCCAACACGACCUCAUCUACCAGACACGCUUACUUCCCCUUAUCAGGGCCGUCUAAUUUCAAACUGGAUACACGGAAAGUUGAAACAGAAACAAUCCGUAUGUCCGUUGUUCGCAGUAGGAAUAGAUCCGACCUCCACUUUUGGAUCAACGUGACAAGACAAGGACAAGAGAACACGGAAGGCCUGAUCCUACAUAUCCAUAGAAAAGAUCGUUUUCGCCUCAUGGAAGUGAUCAUGCCCGCAGCACAGAUACAUUUUUAUGCUAAAGAAGACUAUACCUGGUCCUAUGAAAGCCUAAACCCUACUAAUUAUUGGGUGUAUGACAUACAUCUCAAUAUAACCGGCAGAAGUUUCAUCAGAUUCUUAGUGAAGGAACAAUACCACAGCAACCUGACCAGGAACAGACUUUCCAUCAUCUCGUCACGUGAAAUCGUUGAUGUUACUCUGGCUAUUCCCGAGACUAGUCUGGCAGUCACAGUGAACAGCUUUAGGAACAGACCUAACGGACACUACAACACAGCAAUUAAUGUCACUUACCAUUGUACUAAAGCUCGUCCCCUGUUGUACCUCCUGCACUGGAACCCUACCCUAGCCGCACAGAAUGGAGAUGUGUCGGUAACUCAGGUAGUUAACGACGUCAUCGUUGGCUACACCGACGCUAACCUAUGGAGAGCCAAUGACUGUAUGCUGCUCAAACUGCCUGGUUUGAAAAUCUCUGUGGAUAAUAAGAUGGAAGUAAACUUGACACAUGCCAGCCAUCACGCUGUCAUUGUAUAUACAAUGAUUGAAUCCCAGGAGUACACAAUAAUUAUGGAUACCCAAGUGACCAACCGAACCAAUAUCACCGACAAUAACUACGCCUACUUUAUGCUGCUGUCACAUAAUGGAAUGCCCUACAACUUGUCUGUUCGAGGUCAUGUGAAAGGUCAAAACCUAUUGACAGAAAUCGAAAAGGUCUCAAAGACUGAACAGGCAACACCCACAGUCGAGGAAAAGGACAUGAUGGCUAUUGAAAGAAAUAUGACAGAAUCAAAUGUGGGAGGGGGCAUAGGUAACCGCGGGACGGAUCCCUGUAUGAAGAUACCCGAGAGGACAGUGUUGACUUUGACACUUGUCGGCGUACCCGUGUCCGAGGGGAUAGAGAUGAGGUUUGACAGUAACUACAGCAGACAAGUGUGUGGGGAGCAAGUACUAUACCGUACAACAGGUGUGUACGGUCGCCAGCUUAAGAACACACGUAUGAACUUCCACUACUGGGCGACACUAGAUAUGGCUGUUUCUAAGUCAAAUGAUACCUUGGAUCAGCAGGAGGCUGUGGUCAGGUCCAAAUCAUACAGAGGCAACUUCCGUUUCCGGUUCCAAUAUUUUAAUGCAGUUCACGUAGUUCUAGACUACAGCAGUCAAUUGGUCAACACUUCUUAUCUUCUGCACGUUUAUCAAAUUCCAAAAGAGGGAUAUUACCUUCUUAUCCACUGCAAGUUGCAGACGACAGAAUGGCCAGCGAUCAAUUUCAACGUCAGAAAUUUGUAUAGUUGGACUGAUCAUUUGAUUCAAGAAAGGGAAGUAACGUCCACUUGGCUUGAUGUCAACACAGAAGCUCACUAUUACAUACAGCUGUUUUCUAGCAAAUUGGAGAUAAAAUUUAACCACAUCAUUGACUCGCGGAUGCCAUGGUUACCAGGAAGAACAAACAUCACCGGUUACUAUGUGGAUUCAGAUGACGGUUUACCACGAUUGUUAGUGAGUCUUGAGAGGUCAGAAGGCACGAUCGCGUUAAAGGCUGAUCUGAUGAACACCACCCUCGGCAUUCUCAAUGUAACAUCCCAAAAGCUCGAUGAGGAAGCGAUGUCUUUAUUCACUUGGGAGAUGGCGCUGACAAGCUCGCUUGCGCUUACACACACCAUUAAUUGGAAUCCCGAUCUAGCCGAAAUUGUUACACUCGAUGCUGUUGGUCGGUUUAGACAAGUUCGAGUGGUACUGGUGGAGGUAGGAGAGGUUCUCCUGCUAAAUGCCAAAAAACCUGUAUUUUUGAUGGCAGUUCCCUAUGCGAACAUGACAGUAGGGGUGAUGAUAGAAACCUACUUAUAUCCGUACCUGCAAUUCCAUGUUCAGAACGGUGGACCUGGGUCCUUGUACGAGGGCAUCGACUUUCAAACCACUACAGACGAAACAGAAAAUAAUGGGACUGAUGAAUCGGGAGCAGUUCCAUCAUAUACAUCUAGUUAUGCUGAUUUAUACUUACGCAUGGUGUCAAGAAACGUUGGAAAAGUCCUGAUAUGGAUGGGUAGGGUCAAUGUCCGCCCGCCAUGGAUUGUAGAUCGUUUGAUAGACAACCUACUGCGUCCCUCAGUAGAGAAAUUAUUAGCUGAGUCUCGUAUCAUUUUCACGGCACCUCUCAUCAGAGUAACCUACUCUUUACCUGACAAUUUUAGAGCAACAUACAGCUCUCGUUACCUGGAAGGGGUGUAUAGACGCUUGACAAAAGGUCCAGGUAGAACCGACAAACGUCUCGAGGCAUUCGUCUUCAACGGCCAAUACCUAAAGACAUACUACGGUCGAACUUACUUCAUUCCUGAUGACCAAGCCGCUGACUGUAUCCACCUGUUGGCCGGAGACUACAGCCGUGAAACGUUCGCAUUGUUAUUAUCACGUCAGGGUAUCAGUGUGGUCACCAGCCAGAUGUCGGUCACGUUGGAAUUUGGUGGAAACGUCUUCCGUGACAACUGCCCACGCCCUUUGCGUUUGCCGUUAGGACGUGAAGGGAGUCGAAUCCAUGUGUUGAUGAAAGGUGACAAUACGGUUCUGACCACUUUAUACGGCGUUCGUGUCUCGUGCAAACACCAACAUGGCAUGUGCCGUAUCUCCUUGUCUGGAAAUCUAUUCGGUCACUCUUGGGGUCUUUUGGGCAGUAACGACGGAGAAUCAGGCUCGGACUUCCAGCUCCCCACUAAAUAUAUCACUCCAGUUACCAGUGAAUUCAUCCAGGGAUACGUUGUAGGAGGCCCACCUAAGUGUAUUUCCCUCGGUUCCGCCAACCAAACAGGGUUUGACGAAGAAUUACAUCCUCAUCACCAGGUCCUGAGCAACAUACAAGCACGAUGUAGUGAAGACAUGGCAAAUGAAUGCAACAGACAAUUUACACAUGCAAAAACUGUUUCUUCGUGUGGUUCAUAUGUAUCACCUCAACUGUUCUUGGAUAGCUGUUUGUCCGAAGCCAGAAGCUGCGGGCGGGUUGCAUAUGAUGCUUGCAAGCAUAUCCGUGCAUAUCAAUAUGCCUGCAGUUUGAAGUUCGUCUAUGACACACUUCACGUGAACUGUAGCCUCGAGUCUGCAUCCCGAAAAGGAGACGGUCGACGGCCUGUUGAUAUUGUGUUAGUCGUGGAUGAGAAUUUGGGAUCCUCGCGAACAGACAUAGAGGCCCAUGUGGAGACUCUACUACACAUUGUAAAAUAUAAUUUACGCAAUGUACAGCUUGGGAUCGUCGGGUAUGGAGGAAAUGUUCAAAUCUCUAAAACUCUAGGCCCGACAGCCUCCACAAGGUACAUGGUAACCUUGGAUACGUUGGAUGUUGGCACGGAUAACUCUCAAUGGAAAACAGCGUGGAAACGGCUUCCAAACGUAGAUACAAUGGACGGUGCAUUGGAUAUGGCGGCUAAUUACCCAUACCGUCUGAACACUCAGAGGGUUGUCAUAGUGAUGUCAAGGGAUGAGAAUCCAUAUGUAAGUGAUGACGUGAAAUCCACAUUUGAAAACCUUAAUAUAAUUGUGAAUUCCUUUGGGAGCUACGACUCUGUGGAUCCCUCUGACAAGUCAAUGGUAUAAACUGGGACAAUACUGUUAUAUACCGGGACUGGUUAUCGACGUACCGCACUCUUCCACUUCCUGAGGGGAACCUUGUGGAGCUUGUGGUCGCCACCAAGGGUGCGAUAUUCAAUGCUGAUCCGAUUCUUAAACGUCGCAAGAAGAGGUUGAGGUUUAUCGUCAAACACAUCAAGGAACAGAUCAAGCUGAAUAACAUCUGCUAAAUGUCGUCACAAAAUUUAAAUGUUAAAAUUGUUAUAUAUAACAUUGAUUCUUCUUAUCAAUAUCACAUCGGAAACAUCAAAUCUAGAUCGGUUUGAAAUAUAUUUAUAUGUUUCGUCGUAAAUAUUUUCUAUCCAUCUGUUGUACAAUAUUGAGUGUCUGGAUAAUCAUCGAAUAAAAUAGAGAAAGUGUUUAAAACCUUCAACAGUGUAGUUUAAACAUUAAUUAAGCUAUGUCGAACACUAACAUUCUGUUCUCCAAAGUAACACUUUUUCAUUUUUUUCUCCAGAUCUAAUUUCUUGGAGAUUUGGAGAUUAUUUCAGCAUUUGUUUUGGUUAGGAUGAAAUUAAUGAUUUUUUUCUUGCCAUUUGAAAUGCGAGAUAACAAUGCUCCUAAAACAUCCCAGCUAUCCAAUUUAGCUUUGUUGAUGAAAUUGAUCUAAUUAAGAUACAAAUCAUGUAAAAGUUUUACUCUAAAAAUAUCCCUAUUAUAUGACAUACGUAUUUAGCAUAUAAGCAGAAUAGAUAAUUUCUCGGAUAUGCUUCGCAACGUUGUUCUGUCUACAUAUAAAAAGCAUAAUUAACGUUUUCUUAAAAGGCACUGAAUGAAAUUGUGACAACAAAAAUGUGUUUCAGUUUCUGGAUCAUACAACUCGAAGAGGUACAUGCAGAUAAUGAUAUUACAGCAUAAUUAUUAAUUAGUUUAUUAAGAUGUAGUAACAGCAUUUUUCUUACCGUAAAUCCCAUCGUGGCAAGUACUUUUUACAUAUUUUUACCCACAUUUUUAGACGCUUUUAUCUUUAUUUUCUACUUACAUACUUCAUAUUUUUACUUACAUUUUUAGACGUUUUUUUUCUUUAUUUUCUUCUUAAUAUUUAAUAUUCUGAUAUAAGAUAUCGAUUGAUCGAGCAUGUCAGUAUAAGCUAUAAUACAGACACAUGUAGUUAAGUGUAUUGCAAAUUUAAUUAAACAUAGAAUUUUUGAUUACCGGUAUAUUAUCACUAGAUUUUUAUUGUACAUUUGAACGCUGAGUGAAAUAGGUAUAAUACUGAACUAAAACUAAAAUAAUAUUAUAUACAUGUUAACUAUUUUUUAUAUUUUUAUACUAUGUGCAAAUUUGUAAAAAUAUGUGAUGCGAUAAUAAAAUAUAUUACAUACUCUUUAAAUGGUUUUUGUUUUUUUCUCUCAAUUCUGACCAGCGCGAUAUAUAGCGGACUACCGUAUAUGGCUCAAUAUAUUCGCACGAUGUGUUAGCCCUUGUAUCAAACUAUGCUCUAUUCUGUAGUUUUACUUUGUUAACCAUGUUUUAGCGAAAUAGACGUAAAUUAAACUGUAGUGAAAAUUCCAUCGUUAAUUGAACGAGUUAAUCAUCGCACCAAACCUAUGUGAAACUACAGAAGUAAUAUAGUUGCUACAGAAGCGAUGCGUUUAUGAAACUAUGUAACCACUGAGUCAGUGCGUGAGUGCGUGUAUGUAUCUGUCCGUCCGUGAUAAGCUUGUGUACAAGAUAUCUCAUUAACCCCUUGACAUAUACCGUUCAUAUCCACACCAAAACACCACAGGAUCAAAUCUACAUUUCAUUAGAUUUUAAUGGUCGUCGGUCAUGCGUUCAUAACACUUUGCAAUAUAAUCGGUUUUGUAAUCUGAAAAUGAUGUAAAACGGAAAAUAACGAUAUGUGAAUGGGGUCAUACUUCUAACUCCAAAUUGGUAACUCUCAGGUAAAAUAUGAACAAAAUGCAAAUUUUAUG
Messenger RNA from Pecten maximus, 7362 nucleotides. RefSeq lists its product as uncharacterized. The record is from RefSeq and is a predicted model, not a curated record. Gene Ontology annotation, molecular function: lipid carrier activity. The coding region runs from base 83 to 5413 and encodes 1776 amino acids. Gene Ontology annotation, biological process: lipid transport. NCBI's taxonomy places the organism in Eukaryota, Metazoa, Mollusca, Bivalvia, Pectinida, Pectinidae. The transcript has 31 exons.